UCCCUCUCCCUUUAAGUGGGAGGUGAGCGUUGUGGACCGUGAGUGUUUGGAGCAGCAGACCGAUAGAAAGUCCCCACUGCGCUCUAUGUCUCCAAAACAUUUACGCACGGCAGCUGUACACCUCCUUUCCCCCGACAUCCAACCACCACCACCACCCGGCUCUUCUCCACCGUGCAGGACCGGAGCCUCCGUCCCGAAAGAAGCCCCGGUGCCGUGAAUGCGCUGAGGAAUUAAAGCGCGAGAGGACGGACGGAAGUUUUUUUCUUUCUUUUCCCCCGUGGAGAGUUCAGGGCACACCGGGACUGAAUGGUUGAGCCCAGCCCUCCAGCACUGCACCUCCUCUCAGGUGGGGAUGUCAACAUGGCCUGUGUCGGCGUCAAAGUAGAACAGGAGGAGUGCGGUGGAGGAGUCGCAGUCAUUACUAACACUGAUCCUCCUAAGAGGUCUCCCUCACGUGAUUGGCCGGGAAAUCAUCCGCUUGAGGCCCGCCAGUUGACGCCACCGCUCUCCCGAUCCCCUUCGGAGGGCUCUCCAGGUAAGGAGCUGCCUCACAGGCUAAGCCCACUAGGACUGAAGGAAGCAAGGACACAUGGUCGACCUGAGGGACAAUCCAGCUUCAAGGAAGUAAUGCCGACCAUUGAGAAGCUGCUGAAUGCUGACUGGAAGGAGAAACUUCUGGAUAAAAGCUCAGUGGGAGCAGGACAACUGAAAGGUACCCCCGAGGCUCUGGCAGAAAAGGAGCUCCAGUUGCUGAUGAUGAUCAACCAGCUGAGCGGUCUGAGGGAGCAGCUCCUGGGAGCCCACUCUGAGCAGAGGAACAUGGCCGCCCUGCUGCUGGAGAAACAGCAGCAGCAGAUGGAGCUGGCUCGACAACAGCAGGAACAGAUCGCCAAGCAGCAGCAGCAGCUGAUCCAGCAGCAGCACAAGAUCAACCUGCUUCAGCAGCAGAUCCAGCAGGUGAACAUGCCCUACGUGAUGAUCCCGGCUUUCCACCACAACGCACAGUCCCUCCAGGUCUCCACGGACCCCCAGAUGACAUUGCCACUGCAACCAAUCCCAUGCAAACCAGCAGUGGACUAUCCCAUGCAGCUGCUGCCAAACCCUCACGCCACCCCCGCCAAGAGGAGCAGUGGUUCCUUCCGACAGGAAGCCAGUCAGCCCUUGAACCUGACCUCCAAGCCGAAGGGUCUGGAGCUGGGGAAAACCCCGAGUCCGCAGAGCCUGGAGCUGGGAGCGCUGGGGCUGCACGGAGGGUACCGGCACAGAGACGUCCAGAGAGAAACGUCCCGAAGCCCGCAGCGAACCACCCUCAGUUUCCUCGGAGACGGAGACGUGGUAACUCAGGCCAUCCACGACGCCCAGCAGCUCCUGAGGGGCCACGGCAGCGGGGGCCGAGACAGAGACAUGGAGCGAGAGAGGGUUGGUGGAGGCAAGAUGGAGUACAAGGAAUCUCCCCGCAGCGAGAGGAUUUCUCACGUGGAGCGAGGCGAGGAGCACCUCAGCAGUGACUCUGAGGGCCUGCCCAACUCUGUCCCAGGCAACUACACUGAGACCCGCCCCCCCCCCUCUUCCGGCCACAUCAAGAGACCCAUGAACGCCUUCAUGGUUUGGGCCAAGGACGAGCGCAGGAGGAUCCUGCAGGCCUUCCCCGACAUGCACAACUCCUCCAUCAGCAAGAUCCUGGGCUCCAGGUGGAAGGGCAUGUCCAACCAGGAGAAGCAGCCCUACUACGAGGAGCAGGCGAGGCUGAGCAGGCAGCACCUGGAGCGCUACCCCGACUACAAGUACAAACCCCGGCCCAAACGCACCUGCAUCGUGGAGGGGCGGAGGCUGAGGGUGGGCGAGUACAAGGCCAUGAUGAAGAACCGCCGGCAGGAGCAGAGAGCGACCUACACACACAGUCAAACAGACCCCCAGCAGCUCCACUACCCCCACAGCGACGGUCCGUACCCGGGCGGCGCCGGCUCGGUCUCGGUGGCGAACAUGACCUUUCACCCCGCUCUGCUGGAGCACUACCUGCCACAAGCCCCGCCCACUCUGCGGCGGGCGGAGGGCCAGGCCACGCCCAUAUCCCUGCCCAGAGAGAGGGAGCGAGAGAGGGAAAGGGAACGCCCUCCCUACAGCGAGGGGGAGGAGAGUGACGGAGGGGAGAGGAGUGAGGGGGAACUGGUGCUCCUCACGGACUGAACAUGGGAAAGUGAGGGAUGAGAGGGGAGGAGGAAGGGUGAUCUUCUGUCAGAGAAGAAGAAGAAAGGAGGAUGAAGAUUUGUCACCGAAUGAUGGGCAAAGUGAAGAGAUGUCAUAGUUACACCCCUUGUAAAGUAAUUGUUUUUAGUGACACACACACAAAAACAUACAAACACACACAAAGGCAAGCUCUUAUCAUUUCCCUUCAUUGACAUGUCAUCGGUUACUUUGUUUCAUCAUAUUUAAAGUUAUAAUGUAGAAGGUUUGUCCUUUAAUCCCUUUAGCUUCUUGUUUUCCAGCCCCCCAUUCAUCGGAAUAGAGGCUUUAUAGCAUCCCUGUUUUCACCUGUUAGACUGCGGAGUAACAAGCAGUGAUGGAGCUGUAUUAAUGUGUCAGUGCUGCCCCCUGCUGGUGGAGGCUGGGUAUUACAUAGUGAAAACACCCCAGAGGAGUAGCAUGUUUGAGUGUCAAGAUAGCGUGCCACCUGGGAUUUGGCCAAUUUAAUAUAAAUGUGAAGAUUUAGGACAACAAAUUUAAAUAUUAAAACUGUUUUUCAGCUAUUUAGUAUUGCACUUCUAUCCAAAAUUGAGGGCUUAGAUAAUUUAAAUAUUGACAAGUUUAAAGUUGGUCUUUAAUCUAGUUUAAGAUCCAAAAAUCAUACCCAUUUCAAGGCAUAGGGUGGAUUGUCUGGAUAGUGUGUGUAAUUUAAAUGAACAUUAAAGGAGAAAAAUUAACAGAUUAAAGGUGUUUUUUUCAGCGGUUUAGUAUUGCACUUCUAAAAAAAAAAAUGGGAUUAAACUCAUAAAAUACUUUUUGCUUCCAAACAUUUUACAACCCAAGAAAUUUGACUUCUGGAAACAUUUGACAUUUUUCAGACAAAACAACUAAUAACGGGCUGAUUAAUUGACAACAAUUAUACAAACUAAUUGUUAGUUGCAGCACUAGCAGCUGUCAAUCAUUGCUCUACAGUUAGUUAGAAAUCGGUGUGGUAAAUGUUCCAGUCAAGGCGAGACGAAGCUUGUUCGUAUCGUAAAAACAGGAAGAAAAACUGAAGAAAGUUAUGAAAAUGCUACUUUUAAAGGAUAGAAACCUAUUAACAUAACAGAAAAAGGUGAGGGAUCUAUCACUGCAUUCAACGGUUUACAAUCAGACUGCCAAUUUUCAAAGUGUCCUUCCAAAUAAUGUAGAAAAAAGACCCUCCUCUUCCUCGAUCUCCCACAUCAUGCUGUUCAGUUUCGCUGUACCUGCUGUAUUUGUGUUGACCUCAGCCUCACCUGGUUUUUUUAUACCUCUGUGUUUGCUUCUUUGAGUGUUAAUUGAUUGUCGUGUUGAGCACCUCCUAUCUGUCUCUCCAAAUGUCAGGCGUUUGUUUUGUUGCCACUUGAGAUGCAGCACUGCAGAAAAUAUCCACAUACUUUACAUGAAUAUGUUGUUCGUGGAUAUUUUCGUCAUGUUCUUGGUACUAUAGUGCAUCAGGCAUUGUUCCAGGAUGUUUCAAUGGAAUUAGUUGCAUAUUUAAAAGCAAAACAAAGUUAUUAUUUCUUUGCAGUGACAGAUCAAUCGGCCUCCUGUUAGAUUAAGGUGAAGCUCCAGCUGUUGUCGUCUUAUUUCAUCUUUAAUUUUCCCCUGUUUGACAGAGAUCUAAUCACACGUCACAUGUUGUUCAUUGUUAGGAUGUAGCUUAACAAGCUAAUGUGGCUACAAAGAUGAUGAAAAAAGAUCAAUUAAUGGUUAGGAUUUGUUGACAGUGCUACCCAAAGUGAAAGGAUUGGAAGUAGAAACAAAGGUUUUGGGUGACUGAACCACUGUUUAACUUCAUGAGAACACAGACACCAAAAUCAUCCAUGAGUACAUUGUUAGCUCUGAUGCUACGAGCUAAUUUUGCUAGCUGAGGGAUGUUAGGCCCUAUCUUAGCACUUAGCAUACACUGUGUUCGUUUAAUAGCAAUUGGAAUCAAUGUAUUGAUGUUCAAGUAUGCUAAAAACUUAAGUCUGUAUGGCACACAAGUUUGUUAAAGUUAGCGUAGGGAAUGUAAUCACAAGAAUAGUCAAGCUAGCUAAACAUGAAGAGCCAUCGCCACAAUUAUGCUGUGUGUUUUAAAUGGAUGGUGGAUUUAGGACUUUAGGAUCCAAGUUGACUAAUUUGGUUUACCUACAAGUUUUAAGGUCAAAUAUACAUCUUAAAUUAACUGUAGCUUCUAAAAUAUCAAAGCUAACCUACAUGUAAGAUACAAAUAGUGUUAAUGACUAGCUAGCAUCUGCUUGACCUCUUUCCAUUUCAAAUGAGGACGUUUUUGAGACUGUGUUUAUCCUAACAUCAUUCAACAGAGGAUUGUUUAUCCUAAAAUCAUUCAACAGAGGAUUAACAUGAGAUUAUAUAUAAGAGAUACAAAAUAAGGACCAUAAAUAAAGCUGCUAGCAUCAUUAUCUUCAGUAUGUUUAGCUAGUAGCAUGUUGCUAUUAGCCUGGGAUCUUUGCCUAGCUCUUCUGAGCACAUGGCUAGUUUUGGUGUCUUUGUUCUCAUCACUCAGUAGCCAUAUUGACCCAUUAGAAACUUUAGAAAUAAUCCUAGUGUCUAAAUAGCACUGGGGUCAAUCCAUCUUUUAGCUAACGAGCUAACCGCAAGGAUGACAAAUCAAAAUGAUGGGACAAGAUACAUUUCAGACAUCAGGGUUUGGGUUCAGGGCUGUGUAAAGAUGCUGGAUUUUGUGCACAGAGAUGGAUAUCAGAGGAAGAAAAUGUUUAUCUUAUUUUAGUGGAGAUAUGCUGAGGAGUCACCUGUCUUUACCCCUGCUGAUGUAAAUAUAGAAAGAGACUUUAUUUUGUUUAUAAGAGCCUGUGUAAUUUAAAGGUGUACGUUUCUUUAUGUUUUCAGAGUUUUGUGUUGUAUUUUUUUUUUCUUUCUUGAAAGACAAUAAAUUGGUUGUGCUAAA
Eleginops maclovinus (Patagonian blennie) is the source of this 5119-nucleotide messenger RNA. RefSeq names its product transcription factor SOX-13-like. NCBI's taxonomy places the organism in Eukaryota, Metazoa, Chordata, Actinopteri, Perciformes, Eleginopidae. The record is from RefSeq and is a predicted model, not a curated record. Gene Ontology annotation, molecular function: DNA-binding transcription factor activity, RNA polymerase II-specific; RNA polymerase II cis-regulatory region sequence-specific DNA binding. Gene Ontology annotation, biological process: cell fate commitment; regulation of transcription by RNA polymerase II. The coding region runs from base 307 to 2187 and encodes 626 amino acids. Gene Ontology annotation, cellular component: nucleus. The transcript is spliced from 14 exons.